Molecule: messenger RNA, 1323 nt
Organism: Eucalyptus grandis
Lineage: Eukaryota; Viridiplantae; Streptophyta; Magnoliopsida; Myrtales; Myrtaceae
Exons: 5
Coding region: 114-1031 (305 amino acids)
Source: RefSeq, a predicted model, not a curated record
GGAGGAGGAGGAGGAGGAGGAGGAGGAAGGAGUUUUUUGUGGCCGCAAUUUUUACUUCGGUUUUCGCAGAGAGAGAUAUCACAUCGAACCUACCCAAAACCCAAAACCAGGAUAUGGCCAGUUCUUCCAUCCUCAGUCUCAGAGCAACCGCCUCUCCCUUUCUCGUUCCGUCAUCUCCCUUCUCCUUCUCUCUCUCUAAGCCACGAUCGUCAUCGCCCUCGUUCUCAGUCUCCCUCAACUCCAUCAAGAUCAUGCAGCAGGGCAGUGAGAUAACAGAGGAGGCGGCCGGGAAGGCCGAGGCCGAGGCCAAUGCGGGCCCGGCGAAGACAGUCUUCGUCGCCGGCGCGACGGGGGCCACCGGCAAGAGAAUCGUCGACCAGCUGCUUGCCAAGGGUUUCGCCGUCAAGGCCGGGGUCCGCGACGUCGACAGGGCGAGAGCGGCCUUCCCCCAGAACAACCCAGCUCUUCAGAUUGUGAAAGCUGAUGUGACAGAAGGGUCCGAGAAGCUGGCUGAAGCAAUUGGCAGCGACUCCGAGGCGGUCAUUUGUGCCACUGGAUUUAGGCCAGGGUGGGAUUUGUUCGCUCCUUGGAAGGUUGAUAAUUUUGGCACUGUCAAUCUUGUUGAAGCUUGCCGCAAACUUGGAGUGAACAGAUUCAUCCUAAUUAGCUCUAUCUUAGUAAAUGGAGCUGCUAUGGGGCAGUUACUCAAUCCCGCAUACAUCUUCCUCAAUGUUUUCGGUCUCACCUUAGUGGCCAAGCUUCAGGCAGAGCAACAUAUCAGGAGAUCCGGAAUAAACUACACUAUAGUAAGGCCUGGUGGUUUGCGUAAUGAACCUCCCAAGGGUAAUAUCGUCAUGGAGCCUGAGGAUACUCUCUAUGAAGGCUCUAUUUCCAGAGACCAAGUUGCAGAAGUUGCUGUCGAGGCCUUAAACCAUCCAGAAUCAUCUUACAAAGUUGUUGAGAUAGUUGCCCGCGAGGAUGCCCCGAAGCGUUUGUUUGAAGAACUGUUUGGUUCCAUUAAGCAGCGGUGAUCUGAUGGAACUUUUCUCAGAGGCAUUACUCACUUUAGUUUUGUCUACAGUAUAUGCGAUGCUACAUAUUGUACAUUGGUUGCAAAGUGCAGAAAUUUGUUGUUCUUCUUUGAUGGGCGAAUACUUUAAUGUUGUGUUAUAAGUAUUCUAUGCUCUGCUCAGGCCGGACGUUAGGUCAUUGAUGUGUCGGAGAAGACUUCCGGAGAAACUGAAUUGAAAUGUAAAUUAACAUGCAGUGGCUGAGGACUUUAGUCCAAAUGACAGCUGAAAUGGACUGAAAGUCAGUUUGGAA